Molecule: messenger RNA, 3312 nt
Organism: Jaculus jaculus (lesser Egyptian jerboa)
Lineage: Eukaryota; Metazoa; Chordata; Mammalia; Rodentia; Dipodidae
Gene: Odf2
Product: outer dense fiber of sperm tails 2
Exons: 21
Coding region: 189-2663 (824 amino acids)
Biological process (GO): regulation of cilium assembly
Cellular component (GO): centrosome
Source: RefSeq, a predicted model, not a curated record
CUUCAACGACUUCAUAAGGAGACGUUUCUGGGCGCAGCCGUGUCGCUCUUGGUUUCCAUCGUGUGGGAAGAACGGAGUUACCAGUCUCACGCAGAAAAAGGUCUUGAGAACACCUUGUGGCGCACCCAGUGUAACAGUGACGAUCAACCUUUUUUGUGUUGCCCUCCCUUGCCUGCCAGAAGUGAACCAUGAAGGACCGUUCUUCAACUCCCCCCUUACAUGUUCACGUGGAUGAGAACACCCCUGUCCAUGUUCACAUAAAAAAACUCCCGAAACCAUCAGCGACCAACAGCCAGAAAUCUCAUAAGCGCGGAAUGAAAGGGGACACCGUGAAUGUGCGACGGAGUGUUCGGGUGAAAACCAAGGUACCUUGGAUGCCCCCUGGAAAAUCAUCUGCCCGGCAUGUGGGAUGCCAGUGGGAGACUCCUCCUCACUGCCUGGAGAUCACACCACCAUCCUCAGAAAAGCUAGUCUCGGUGAUGCGAUUAAGUGACCUCUCUACAGAAGACGACGACUCAGGACACUGCAAAAUGAGCCAUUAUGAUAAGAAGAUUGACAGUCUAAUGAAUGCUGUUGGUUGUCUAAAGUCUGAGGUCAAGAUGCAAAAAGGCGAGCGCCAGAUGGCCAAAAGGUUCCUGGAGGAGCGCAAGGAGGAGCUGGAGGAGGUAGCCCACGAGCUGGCUGAGACCGAGCAUGAAAACACAGUGCUGAGGCACAACAUCGAGCGUAUCAAGGAGGAAAAGGACUUCACCAUGCUACAGAAGAAACACCUCCAGCAGGAGAAGGAGUGCCUCAUGUCCAAGCUGGUAGAGGCUGAAAUGGAUGGAGCAGCUGCCGCAAAGCAAGUCAUGGCCUUGAAGGAUACCAUCGGGAAACUGAAGACUGAGAAACAAAUGACCUGCACGGACAUUAACACCCUAACGAGGCAAAAGGAACUUCUCCUGCAGAAGCUGAGCACUUUUGAGGAGACCAACCGCACCCUCCGAGACCUGCUGAGGGAACAGCACUGCAAAGAGGAUUCCGAGAGACUAAUGGAGCAACAGGGUGCAUUACUGAAACGGCUGGCAGAGGCGGACACAGAGAAAGCGCGCCUGCUGUUGCUGCUGCAAGACAAGGACAAGGAAGUAGAAGAACUCCUGCAAGAGAUACAAUGUGAGAAGGCUCAAGCAAAGACAGCAUCGGAGCUUUCCAAGUCCAUGGAGUCCAUGCGCGGGCAUCUACAGGCACAGCUUCGGUGCAAAGAGGCUGAGAACAGUCGCCUGUGCAUGCAGAUCAAGAACCUAGAGCGCAGUGGGAACCAGCACAAGGCGGAAGUGGAGGCCAUCAUGGAGCAGCUGAAGGAACUGAAGCAAAAAGGAGACCGAGACAAAGAGACCCUAAAGAAGGCCAUCCGAGCCCAGAAGGAACGGGCCGAGAAGAGCGAGGAGUACGCCGAGCAGCUACAUGUGCAGCUAGCCGACAAGGACCUGUAUGUCGCUGAAGCUUUAUCUACUCUGGAGUCAUGGAGGAGCCGCUACAACCAGGUUGUGAAAGACAAGGGAGAUCUCGAGUUAGAAAUCAUCGUCCUAAAUGACCGGGUAACAGAUCUUGUAAACCAGCAACAAACUUUGGAAGAGAAGAUGAGGGAAGACCGGGACAGCCUGGUGGAGAGACUGCACCGGCAGACGGCCGAGUAUUCCGCAUUCAAGCUGGAGAAUGAGAGGCUGAAGGCUAGCUUCGCCCCAAUGGAGGACAAGCUCAACCAGGCCCACCUAGAGGUCCAGCAGCUGAAGGCGUCGGUGAAGAACUACGAGGGGAUGAUAGACAACUAUAAGAGCCAGGUGAUGAAAACCAGAUUGGAGGCUGAUGAAGUGGCUGCCCAGCUAGAGCGCUGCGACAAAGAAAACAAGAUCCUUAAAGAUGAGAUGAACAAAGAGAUCGAGGCGGCUCGCCGGCAGUUCCAGUCCCAGCUGGCUGACCUGCAACAGCUCCCUGACAUCCUCAAGAUCACUGAGGCUAAGCUGGCUGAGUGCCAAGACCAGCUGCAGGGCUAUGAGAGGAAGAACAUCGACCUCACAGCCAUCAUUUCAGACCUGCGCAGCCGGAUCGAACAUCAGGGAGACAAGCUGGAGAUGGCGAGAGAGAAACAGCAGGCUUCCCAGAAGGAAAAUAAACAACUGAGUCUGAAGGUGGAUGAACUGGAGAGGAAGCUGGAGGCGACCAGUGCCCAGAAUGUCGAGUUCCUACAGGUGAUUGCCAAGAGGGAGGAGGCAAUCCACCAGGCCCAGCUGAGGCUAGAGGAGAAAACCCGAGAAUGUGGGUCCUUGGCGAGGCAGCUGGAGAGUGCCAUUGAAGAUGCCAGAAGGCAGGUGGAACAAACCAAGGAGCAGGGACUCUCUAAGGAACGAGCAGCCCACAGCAAAAUCCUGGACCUUGAGACCCAGCUGAGCAGGACCAAAACUGAACUUGGCCAGCUGCGGCGGAGUCGUGAUGAUGCAGACCGCCGUUACCAGAGCCGGCUGCAGGACCUGAAAGACCGACUGGAGCAGUCGGAGAGCACCAACCGCAGCAUGCAGAACUACGUCCAGUUUCUCAAGUCCUCUUAUGCCAACGUGUUUGGGGAUGGUCCCUACACUUCCUACCUGACCAGCUCACCCAUCCGUUCCCGAUCUCCCCCUGUCUGAGCCACCUGUCUAGGGCCUGGAGCCCUGCCCAAAGCAGGGAACUGAGGCGUUGCCCUGGCUUCCCUCUCUUCCAGUGAUGGAAUGUGUUCAGGGUCCUGUCCUUAGCUACUGAAUCCAGAAAAGUGUCUAGAGCAGCAGGGAGUGAAUCAGGAAGUACUCGGUUCUCUCUUCCCCGAUGUAGACGCCUGAUGGAACUUUGUAAUGACUUUCACAGAGUUUGUAUUUACUACAUUAGGUACCAGAUUUUAACUCAUUGACUGCAGGGACUCCCCUUCCUUUUCUCAGAGAACAUGGCUGGUGUUUUUACUCUAGUCCUCUUUCAGCCCUCACCAUUUUAGGAAUCUCUCUUGGGUUUUCUCUGACCUAUACCGGCAGUGAGCAUCACCACUUGCUGUUUUCUUACUUCCUGUGUAGGGUAGGAUGUGGGCUUUUCCCUAGUGGAAAAACCAGUGGAAACCUCCCAUGUCUGAGUUUCCUUGAGGCCACUUAUCCCAGGCACUUCACAGAAGAUCUUAUAGAGGCUCAUGUCCAUCUGGCUUUACAAGUAUAAUACCAAUCUCACUGUUUUGUUUUUUUUUCUCUUUGUAUCUCUGGAAUCAUUUAUUCUUGAAAUAUUUGUUUGGUUAAAAAAAGUUUUAUAUUCCACUAA